AUUUAGCAGUGCAUUGUGGGCAGCUGUGGUGCCAAAAGUUCUUCAGCAAGUUCUAGGAGCUGCUGACGGGACCUCUGGUGGGACCACUGCGGAGGCGACAGAGGAUGAGGACCUAUAUGCGCCUGAUGAAGAUCAACGACCGACGUUUGAAGAUGUUCACAACUACGGAGGUGACGACAUGAUAGGCAUAGGGUUCUCGACCAACGAGGAUCGGGUUACGGGAACAAGGAUUCAUCUCCAUUUGGACAAGAAGAAGAUGAGAGGACAACAACAACAGGCGGUACAGAACCAAUUAUUUCCCACAAGUGGUAGGACUAGAGAUCAUGGAGAUCAUAUGGAGGAUGCUCACUCGGAGCCGCCAACAUCAGAGGAGCAAUUUGAUAUGGAGCGCAGCGAAAAUGAGAACAUCUUCAAGGAGAUGACCAACAAGCAAAAAACUUCACUUAUGGAUGAAGAGGAUAUGGACAAGAAGAAUGAAGACCACGAAAGCUUCGAUGAUGACAUCCUAAGUAAGUUGCACGAUGUUGUUUCGCCUGGUGUGCGCUCUUCAGACGUCGAGGCCACGGCUCUCGAGCAUCAUGUUGCGACGCCCACAACUCUUAACCAUAACGUCUCUCAUCAUGAGGAGGAGUCACAUGAUCAGUUGACCCAAAUCCGUUCUGAAUGGGCUGAUGUCGAAGCUUCGCUUGCCACUCAAAGUGCCUAUUUCCCACACGGCUGGACGCCACUGCAAGUCUAUGCCGCGCAGGGUCAUCGAUGGUGGGGAGAUAUGUUAAGGGUUGGAAGUUGGCCUCUCUAUGAGCAUAGCUAUACCGCUUUCAAGGGGGAAAAGGAUCGAUAUGCAAGCUAGACCGGUCAACUCUCAGCCGCUAAAUACAACUGAAGAGGAUAAUGGUAAUGCGGUUGAAGGUCAACAAAUGUUGCCUGACCAUGAUGAAGAAAAUACUUCAGUGCUGGAGGACAAACAAGAUGAGCUGCAGGAGCAUCUCUAUCAUGACGACAACCAGCAUCAUCCUUUUCUGAUUGCAGUCGCGAUGCAGCAGUUUGAGUUCGUCGCAGACUAUUUGCAGCGACCGCUUUGUCUCAGAAACUUUCAUCUCCGCCACCUGUGGAUAUCGAUCCUAUCCGGUCAAAGACAAUCCAUCAAGAAGUUCGAGAAACUGAUCGAAGACCUGUAUCCGGAACUGCUGUUCAUCUUCACGUGGUCGAACAAAGAACAAGAAGCAGACGCACGUCGAACACAGGAGGCAGACCAGUAUCGUUAAGGCUGUACCUAAUACAUCUUUGGACGUAUCCUUGGAACUACGUAUGGAGGAGUAUCCUAAGGGAAUACUCUCCCAUACUUUUCAAGGAUGCACUUGAAAGAUGAACUACGGACAGCUCUAAUAUCGCUUUGUGCAAUUUCAUCAAGCAUUGAAGGUGGCGUCAUCUAGUACAUCAGAGGAUGACGAGAGUACGAGAGACGAUGAAAUAAAUGAUCAUGUAGGCGAGCACCAGCAUGAUGAAACACACAUCGAACUACAGUCAAGAACUCUCGCAACUCCAGAAAGUCGUGGUUCUUUUUGGUCGAAGAGCCUGGCAAGAGGGGUGUCUUUUCUUUCACGAGGGAGGCAGAAGAAAAUGAGCGUCGAGAGCAGUGUGGAGGAGCAGAGUGGUACUACAGCUAGAAGUACAGCAGGGCUUUCUACUUCAGUGUUACCGUCGAAGACGAGUGUCAAGAAAGGAAGAACAAGUGCCUCCGACGACGACGAACAAGAAUUGCAACGCGUGUUACGCGCUGCUCGGGUAAGCAAGCUGGAGUUGGUUGCUGAGUAUGUCAUCCUGCGGGGACGGAUAUUGUUUCAGGAUGUUGAGGAGCCUGCUCGUUCAAAAACAAGCUCCAGGCAUUGCGAGGUGGAGCAAGAUGUCUAUGUUUUAGCAACAUACGAGCGACUCGUUCUCUUGCGCGCCGUGCCUUCUUCAAAUUUUUCGAGUAAAGAACCUCCGCAACUUUUCCACAGUUAUUCGCUCGCUAAAGGACAGGUUCGCAAAAUUACUUGCGUCGAACUCGCUGCUGGUACUGCAAUUCUGCUGGGAGCUGGCCACGCAUGCGAGUUUUCAGCAACAAGAACAAGUGCUGAGCGAGCUCCUCUACAGGAGCAACUACAAACUUUCCUUGUGCAAGUAGGAGCACCAGUUGAAAAAGGGUCGACCCGCAGGACUCAGGGUACACUAUUCCAAAACCUCCAUAGAAUCUUCCUGCAGGACGCUCGGGUAUCCGCGAGCAAGAUACUAGAUCUAAAAGAAAUGCGUUGGACGAGCGAGGACCAAUACGAGAUACUAGUGAAAACCUGUCCUCAAAUCAAACUCUUCUCAGAGGUUUUUUUUGAAAGUUCGUCAUCGUCUCAGAGGAUUUUGUUCCUUGGUACUUCCUCUGCCACCUGCAGGGGUGCUCUCGUGUUACCAGGAAGUCUGCUGCAGAAGCAUGAUAGUACUCUUGGAGGCAUUCGGUUUGCUACCUAUGUCCACGUUUUUUGUCCAACAGCAGGGUCAAACAGAAACAGCACUCACCAAGAACAAGACCACGUCGACGUGGUGUGGAAACGGCGUCUCCUUGUUCUGCGUCGUCGAGGGCUAGUGAAGGAUAAAAACCUAGCAGGAAAGCAAUUUGAAGCUGGAAUGGACCUUCACGCAUCUUCAGCAAAGGAUGCAACAUUUGCGAUUCAAGUGGAACAUUCUUCAAGUUCAACAUUUGCGAUUGCAGAUUAUACAUCUACCGUUGAAGUAAGAAGUGCCACGAAUGAAGUAAGUAGCGAUGACCACGGAGUAGACGAGAUCGAGAAGGAGACUCCUGACCACGAAGUAGAGCAAGAAGAUCCUGUCAGCAGUAUCUGUUUGGCACUAGUUCGAAGAAGUUUACAUGCGGCGAUCGAGCAACACUGUCGCAAAGACGCGCAGAAAUGUGGAAGCCCAUCAAGAACAAUGCAGGAUGAUCAUAUAACCGUGGCUUCUAGUACACAACCAAACUAUUCUAGUACUACUGAGACGCCUACCACACCGGUCACCAGUCGGUCUACUCAGAACCUCAUGGUAUCUCGACUUCAACACAGUAAUUUCGAAGAAGUUCUUCAUCUGAAAGACGGUGCUUCUCCGGAGAAAAAAGCGAAGUGUACGACAUCGCCUGACAGUUGCGCUGCGGAUUCUGAAGAAGAUGCUUCUUUCGAAAUUGCUAUUUUUAUGGUGGACGUCAUUUACAUUUCGUUUUUUUUACUAACUACGACUACGAGGCGUUCGAUUAGCUUAUCUAACUGCGAAGUAAGUGAAGUUAAAUAACCUACAAUCUAUUUCCUACUCCAUUAUUGUUCUCUUGCCUUAAAAAAUCUUUGUCACACACAGGACAGUGUCGGCGAUACAAUAUACUCUGUUGAUGAUCACAGGUGCUCGUCGUCUUCUUGGACGCUUCCGGUAUUUGGUAACCUGAAUUUGAUCAUAAGGGAAAACAAGAAGGGAACCCUUCUGAUCAAAUUCAGGUUACCAAAUACCGGAGCCACUCACUUCUAACAUCUUUGGAGAUUUGCGGAGUCCUCCUCUGUUCCACACAACGCUAUCUCCAGACACGAAGUGCGCGUGGGAUUGGCAGAAUAAAAACGCUUUGCAACUGCUAGAAAGCACUUUUUUUCGUUAUGGCUUAGAACGCCCUACUUUCCCACUUGAGAGGCCGCAUCUUAGAGUUCGUUGGAGCUCCUGUAGUCCCAUAGAAGAGUUACCAAAGGUUCUAACUUCGCUUUGGAACUGGUGCAGAGGCGAGAGAGUGGCAGCGAUUGAUUGCGGAUGCAUGUCAUAGUCAUGGGGCAACGGCAGACACACGCUGAGCAGGUGGUCUUCCAGGUGGUCUUCCAUAACUAUUUAACUACUUAGGAAUGCGAUGAAGUCUUCCAGGUGGUCUUCCAUAACUAUUUAACUACUUAGGACUUCCAGGUCUUCCAUAACUAUUUAACUUCUUAGGAUGUAGAAGAUGCGAUGAAAGGUGGGUGUUGUAGCUGGAUAGGUCGUUCGACGAAGAUGUAAGGUAGCGAGGAUGUUGCAUGAAGAUGAACAGAAUAUCGUGAACUAACAAUUCGCAGGAGGAUCAUGCUGACCAAAAAGAACUACCAAUUGAGAUGUCUGUCAAUUUUCGUACAACAAGUAACAAGGAGUAGUAAACUCGACGUCCUUGUAGAUGAGAAUUUUGCGAGCUUUUAGACACUUUUCAGAUACACCAAGUUCCUUCCUUGUAUAAAACAUCAUGUACAGCAGGACAAGCUACAGCAUCGUUCGUUCAAGCAGCUACGUUGUAUUCUUGUUGUAUACAAUUUAAGGAAAGCUCCUACUUGUCAGGAACCCAAGUUGUCGAUGAAGAUACGCAUACGACAG
This is a messenger RNA of Amoebophrya sp. A25, 4392 nucleotides long. Lineage: Eukaryota; Dinophyceae; Syndiniales; Amoebophryaceae. The record is from the annotation of a GenBank genome assembly.